UUAUUAGUAGUUGACAUAAGGUUCGUUUGACAGAUCUUAUGUCUUUCUUGUGAAUAUUGUAGUCCAACAUGGCUCGUGGUCCGAAGAAGCACUUAAAGCGUCUUAACGCGCCGAAAGCAUGGAUGUUGGACAAAUUGGGUGGCGUGUACGCGCCUCGACCAUCCACUGGUCCCCACAAGUUGCGUGAAUGUUUGCCGCUGGUGAUCUUCCUGCGCAACAGGCUGAAGUACGCCCUCACCGGUAAUGAGGUUCUAAAGAUCGUAAAGCAGCGCUUGAUCAAAGUUGACGGCAAAGUGCGGACAGACCCUACUUACCCUGCUGGAUUCAUGGAUGUUGUAUCCAUUGAGAAGACCAAUGAAUUGUUCAGACUUAUCUAUGAUGUCAAGGGACGUUUCACAAUCCACCGCAUUACCCCAGAGGAAGCUAAGUACAAGCUGUGCAAAGUGCGCGCAGUUGGUACAGGACCUAAGAGCGUGCCUUACCUGGUGACACACGAUGGCCGCACGGUGCGCUACCCCGACCCCCUCAUCAAGGUCAAUGACUCCAUCCAGCUGGACAUUGCCACCUCUAAAAUCAUGGACUUCAUCAAGUUUGAGUCUGGCAACCUGUGCAUGAUCACGGGAGGUCGUAACUUGGGGCGAGUGGGCACAAUCGUGUCCCGUGAAAGGCAUCCAGGUUCCUUUGACAUUGUGCACAUCCGGGACUCUACCGGACACACAUUCGCCACUAGGAUGAACAAUGUGUUCAUCAUCGGUAAGGGCACUAAGGCGUACAUCUCGCUGCCACGCGGCAAGGGAGUGCGUCUCACCAUCGCAGAGGAACGCGACAAGCGCAUCGCUGCAAAGGUCGCCGCGCAGUGAACACAACAUUAAACUAUAAGAACUA
This is a messenger RNA of Papilio machaon (common yellow swallowtail), 885 nucleotides long. RefSeq names its product 40S ribosomal protein S4 (gene RpS4). Gene Ontology annotation, biological process: translation. Bases 69 to 860 code for a protein of 263 amino acids. Lineage: Eukaryota; Metazoa; Arthropoda; Insecta; Lepidoptera; Papilionidae. Gene Ontology annotation, cellular component: ribosome; cytosolic small ribosomal subunit. Gene Ontology annotation, molecular function: RNA binding; structural constituent of ribosome. The record is from RefSeq and is a predicted model, not a curated record. The transcript is spliced from 6 exons.